CUUUUUUUCAACUUGCUUACCGAAUGGUAUUAAAUAACAAUUUAGUAAGCCACUCAACGAGAAAAACACAAACAAAAUAAAAAUUCUUUUUUGGAGGAAAAUUUACUUUAGUUUUGUGAAACACAUCGUAGUGGCUGGAUCUUAAAUUUUUGAACCAUAACACUCGAGAAAAUUGAAAGUGAAAAAUCUGCAUCAUGCAGCAGAAUACGGGUAUAUCUGGCUAUGUACUUCUGUUAACCAUUCAAUUUGUGUUUAUCGUAAUUUUUGCAAUCUAUACGGAUUACGAUACUGAUUUACGACCUAAAGAUGGAGCACAAUCGGAACCAGGCUUUAUUGUACCGAAAUACGGACAUUUUCAAGAUAUUCAUGUAAUGAUUUUUAUUGGUUUUGGUUUCCUUAUGACCUUCCUCAAACGUUAUGGCUACAGUGCAACAGGAUUAAAUUUAUUCGUAGCUGCUCUCUGCAUUCAAUGGGCUAUACUGAUGCGAGGCUUUUUCGAAAUGGAACAUGGAACAAUCAAAUUAUCGCUUACAAACCUUAUUGGUGCUGAUAUUGCUGCCGCAAGUGUGCUUAUCAGUAUGGGUGCAUUGCUGGGACGAAUUUCUCCCAUUCAAUUGUUAGUUAUGGGAUUAAUUGAAAUCGUACUUUUUGCAUCAAAUGAAUAUUUACAAAUUGAGCUUAUGAAGAUUGUUGAUGUAGGUGGAUCUAUAACAGUACAUGCCUUUGGCGCAUACUUCGGUUUAGCUGCUAGUUUUAUUCUUAGACCAUCAAAAGAAAAUGCAAAAGCUGGAGAGCUCGAGGGUGCAUCCUACACAUCCGACAUUUUUGCAAUGGUCGGUACAGUAUUUUUGUGGAUAUUCUGGCCUAGCUUUAAUUCAGCAUUAGUUGAUGGACCUGAACAAGAACGUGCAAUUCUACAUACAUACUUAUCUUUAGCUGCAUGUACCGUCACUGCAAUUAUUUUGUCCGCUUUAGUCAGUAAAGAUAACAAAUUAGAUAUGGUUCACAUACAAAAUUCAACAUUAGCUGGAGGUGUAGCAGUUGGAUCUGUUGUUAAUUUAUUGAUUCAUCCUUCCGGAGCCUUAAUCAUUGGAACAUUCGCUGGUGCUCUUUCUGUCAUUGGAUAUCGCUACCUAAGCCCUAAAAUGUUGGAAAAAAUGAGACUUGCAGAUACAUGCGGUGUUCACAACUUACACGGUAUGCCUGCAGUCGCUUCAGCAUUUUUCUCAGCCAUUUUUGCAUAUUUCGCAACUAAAGAAGCUUAUGGUGAUUCCCUAUACACCAUCUUUCCGGGAAUGAAAAAUUCAACGAUGUUGGAGGAUGAACACGAGAUGAUAAUUGGGGGUUUUGGAAGAUCUUCUGAAAAACAAGCUGCUUUUCAACUUCUUGCUAUUCUCGUUACCGUCAGCAUAGCCAUUGUUGGUGGAAUGUUCACAGGAUUCGUACUAAAAAGUCCAACGUUCAGACCUUUACAAACACACGAGCUACAUAAAGAUGACAUUUAUUGGGAAACUCCGGAUGGUCAUGAGUACAACCGUGAUGAACAUUUGCAAUAAACAUUAUUCAUCAAUAAAUUUCACGUUAUAGCAUACAUCAGCGACAGUCGAGUCUAACAAACUGAGAAAAUAAAAUAAUAUUUUUUCAAGCAUGAUUCUAUUUUCGGUCCUACGUAUCGGACGAAAAUUGGAAAUGCAAAUUGAGAUGUAAAGCAGAUACUUAAAUAUUUAUCAUUUUACUUAACAAAUGUGUUUCAAUUUGUUUGUAUUGAAUAUUUUUGACUUAAUUCUUUUCCUCUUGUAAACUAACUUUAUGCGAUAAAUCUUUUUAUAGCAUACAAUGAUGUUUUUUGCGUUUAAUGUACAAUAAAUUCUGAACUCUAAAAAUUCACUUUUUUACUGUAUUGUUACUGUAUUGUUACAAUAUGACCUGAUUUUUAUAUCCUUUUUCUUCUGUAUUCAUUUGUACAUGUCUUUUUUUGUCUUUUAAAUCACAAGAAUAAAAAUGAAAUUCCACAAAAAAAAUACAUAUGUACACAUGCUUAAUACAUAAGUUCUUUAGAAACC
Chironomus riparius is the source of this 2063-nucleotide messenger RNA. The record is from the annotation of a GenBank genome assembly. Lineage: Eukaryota; Metazoa; Arthropoda; Insecta; Diptera; Chironomidae.